Messenger RNA from Vicia villosa (hairy vetch), 1524 nucleotides. Its product is annotated as growth-regulating factor 5-like. Bases 212 to 1156 code for a protein of 314 amino acids. NCBI's taxonomy places the organism in Eukaryota, Viridiplantae, Streptophyta, Magnoliopsida, Fabales, Fabaceae. The record is from RefSeq and is a predicted model, not a curated record. Gene Ontology annotation, cellular component: nucleus. Gene Ontology annotation, biological process: DNA-templated transcription; developmental process; regulation of DNA-templated transcription. Gene Ontology annotation, molecular function: ATP binding. The transcript has 4 exons.
UGGAAUGGAAGUACUAGUAUUUGAGUUGAGCAUCUUUGGAGACAUACUGAACACGCGCCCGCGCAGUGUUUGAGACAGAAGAAAGCAAACCCCAAAUCAAAUGGUUCCUUCCGAUUCCGACAACCAAAGCUCGAUCUGAGUCUGGAACUGAUCCAUCUGACUCAACUACUUGCACACUAUUGAUAGUAGUAAGCACAGCAGCAGUACAAGUAUGAAUAGCAGCGGUGGCAGUAAUGGAGGCGGAGGAGGAGGAGGAGGAGGAGGAGGGAUGAUGAUGGGUUUCAAUAAAUCAUCACCUUUUACAGUUUCUCAGUGGCAGGAACUUGAACAUCAAGCUUUGAUCUUCAAGUAUAUGGUUGCUGGUCUUCCUGUUCCACCUGAUCUCGUUCUUCCCUUUCACUCUCACAAUUUCUUUCACCAUUCUAUUCCUACCCUGAGUUAUUGUUCCUUCUAUGGAAAAAAGGUGGACCCGGAACCAGGACGAUGUAGGAGGACCGAUGGAAAAAAAUGGAGGUGCUCUAAGGAAGCAUACCCUGACUCCAAAUACUGUGAGCGCCACAUGCACCGUGGCCGCAACCGUUCAAGAAAGCCUGUGGAAUCACCAACAACUCUUGUCGCUGCUCCCACCACUACACCUCCAAACUUCCACAACCUUCCCACCACAAAUGCCUAUGCUACUCUUCAAAAUGAUUCUCAUCUUGAUACCAUUCCCUAUGGGAUUCCAAGUAAACAAUACAGGUAUGUUCAAGAUCUUAAAUCUGAGGGUGGAAAACAUAGCUGCUUUGCAGAAGCUUCAGGUGGAGGCCACAAGUGUCUCCAAAUGGAGUCUCAGCUAGAAAACUCAUGGCCUUUGAUGUCAACCAGAGUUUCCUCUUUUUCUGCAUCAAAAUCAAGUAAUAAUCCCAUGUUGCAGAGUGAUUAUCCCCAGCAUUCGUUUUUAUCAACUGAAUAUGGAUCUGGAGAAGCUGUGAAGGAAGAGGGCCAGCCUCUUCGAUCCUUUUUCAAUGAAUGGCCUAAGAGCAGAGAGUCAUGGUCUGGUUUGGAAGAUGAAAGGUCCAACCAAACAGCCUUCUCCACUACUCAACUCUCAAUAUCCAUUCCCAUGUCAUCUUCUAACUUCUCUGCCACAAGCUCUCAGUCGCCACACGAUAACUAGAGCAGUUGUUCAGGAUCUUCAAUGAAAUUUUAUGGAAGGACAAAACAAGCUUAGUCUGAUAAGUGUUGUCCCUGUGUUUGUGUAUUUUCUUUUGUUGAAGCUGAUUUGUGUACAACUUUAUGGUUUGUUGUAAGAAAGACCAACCUUGUCCCUGGAAGGAGAGGAUACUUAUAGAACUCCGAGAGAAUCUUUUUGUAUGUAAUGAACAUGCAUAAAGUUUUUUCAUUCUGAAUUAAUGUAUGCUGAAUAAAGUUGCUGCAGUUUCCCUUAAUCAUUUAGUAACGAUCACUCUCGAAGCACACAUCUAGUUCUAAAAUUAACUCCUGUAAUGUUGUUUCAAUCUUUUGAAACACUUGUUUGAGUUGUAA